ACAUCUCCACUCAAACCCACCCACUUGCUUCUCAUAGAGACCCGCCCCUCCUUCCCUCAUCUCUCAAACCCCAACUAUUUCUUCUUUCCUCUCUUCUCAGCUCUCUCUCUUUCUCCUUCUCCUCGUCUUCUUUCUCUUCUUCGCCCGUUUCCCAUCCUUCGCAGACGGCUUUUCUUGCUGAUGAUGGAUAUGGCGACUUGGCCACAGCAAAUGGGAUUAGGUGAGAAGUCAGUGGAGGAGAUGGUGUCCUCCUCCUCCUGCUCAUCCAAGCCAGUGGCCGAGAGGAAGGCGAGGCCGCAGACGGAGCAAGCCCUCCAGUGCCCAAGGUGCAACUCCACCAACACCAAAUUCUGCUACUACAACAACUACAGCCGCUCUCAGCCGCGCUAUUUCUGCAAGACCUGCAGAAGAUACUGGACAGAAGGCGGGUCCUUGAGAAACGUGCCUGUUGGUGGCGGUUCCAGGAGGAACAAGAGAUCAAUUUCCAAGAAACUAGCUGAUCUCACUGCCCCUACUUCUCUGGAGCCCUCCCCAAAUCCAAACGGCCAUGACGGGCAGGACCUCAAUCUGGGAUACCAUACAAUUGCACACGACUUCCAAGGACACCAUCACCCUUCAGGUCUGCCCUCUUCUGACCUUGUUGAUUAUGAGAACCCACAAUCUUCUCACCCCCUCCCAGCUUUGGACUUGAUGAGGAAUGGGCUUGCUGCAGGGGGCUUGAGCUCUUUCAUGGCUACCCAAGAUUCUUCUAGCCCUUAUGGCAGCAGUAAUAAUACUCCUGCUCUAGGGUUGCUUGAUUUCAUGAACCCUGCUGCUGAUUUCUUUAGUGGAUAUGCAAAUUUGCAAGGCAUUCAAGGGAGUGGCAGGUUGGGUUUCCCUUUGGGAGAUCUAAGGCAGGUUUCCCAUGUUGACUUGGUGGAGCAGAACAGGAGCCAAGUGGGGGCUUCUGGGUAUUGGAAUGGAGUUUUGGGGGGGAGUGCAUCAUGGGCACAUGUCCCCAAUUAUGGACCUUGAAAUGCACUACAUACUAACUUUGCCAUGAUCAUGCAUGGUGAUAGAGGUGAUGAUGAUGAUGGUGGUGGAGAUGGGGGUUGGUGAUGAAUGUGGUUAUGGAUGGUGCAUAGUGUUAACCAUAAAAUAGGAAGAAGAGUCAUUUGCAGUAUUCUUUUUUCUUUUUACUAACAUUUGAAGCUUCUUUUAGGUUGGCUUCUUAUGUUGGUUCUUUGGUACACAGUGGGUUUGGUUGUGUUAAGAUCAUGAGGUGAGGAAAAGGACUAUAGAAUGCGCCAGGUUCUUUUUUUCUUUUUCUUUUUUCCUUUUCUGGUUUCAGGGCGAGCGAGAUUUAGCUCCUCCACAAUGGAAGUCGUCAGAAGUGUCCUAACUCUCAGAAAGAAGAGAAAAUCAGAGGAAUGGAAAACUCUUAGUACAUAUUUGAUGGUUCAGGAAUAAUAUGAAGUUGUACCCACUAUGUGAAAGUCUGCAUUUGUUUGUUUGUUUGUGAAGAUUUCAUUGAAGAGAAUA
Nymphaea colorata (pocket water lily) is the source of this 1521-nucleotide messenger RNA. RefSeq names its product dof zinc finger protein DOF4.6. Gene Ontology annotation, molecular function: DNA binding; DNA-binding transcription factor activity. Lineage: Eukaryota; Viridiplantae; Streptophyta; Magnoliopsida; Nymphaeales; Nymphaeaceae. The transcript has 2 exons. The record is from RefSeq and is a predicted model, not a curated record. The coding region runs from base 181 to 1014 and encodes 277 amino acids. Gene Ontology annotation, biological process: regulation of DNA-templated transcription.